CAUGUGUUUGGUUUUGGUGUGCGAAUUAAGUGCGACGGAAAAAGCCGAAUUUCUGUAGAAGAACCAAAUAUAUUCUGUCAGCGCCAGUCUGCGAUUCCCGCCGAUUAUCGAGGAAAAUUCCUCUCCCCAAAACCGUUUACACUCUAGUAAGCGAAAGCGACCACUCUGCCGGAGGCUGCGGCUGCUGCCAAUCAUCUUCUUCCCUCCUACUGAGAGGAUAAAGUUGUUGUAGGCCAAAAAGCGAGGGGGAUAAGCUUCUGUGCCUCUGAAUUUACUCCUUUAGAGAGAGAGAGAGACGGAGAUGGCGGAAGAUGUUCGGUGUUGUGAGUCCAAGUUCUUUUUGUUUCUGUUGAUAAUCGCAGGAUUGGUGGCCUUUGCUGGACUCAUGGCUGGCCUCACUUUGGGUCUCAUGUCUCUCGGCCUUGUUGACCUGGAAGUUUUGAUAAAGUCCGGCCGCCCCCAGGAUCGAAAACACGCCGCUAAGAUAUUACCAGUGGUAAAGAAUCAGCAUCUUCUACUUUGCACGCUUUUGAUUGGUAACUCUUUGGCAAUGGAGGCUCUUCCGAUAUUCUUGGAUAUGAUUGUACCUCCUUGGGCAGCUGUCCUUGUAUCGGUUACACUUAUUCUCAUGUUUGGAGAGAUAUUGCCGCAAGCAAUUUGUACUCGUUAUGGGUUGAAAGUUGGAGCAAUAAUGGCACCUCUUGUUCGAAUUCUUCUCAUAGUUUUCUUUCCUAUUUCUUAUCCAAUCAGUAAGGUUCUUGAUUGGAUGUUGGGUAAAGGGCACGCUGUGCUCUUAAGGAGAGCAGAGCUCAAGACAUUUGUGAACUUUCAUGGGAAUGAGGCUGGAAAAGGUGGAGAUUUAACUCACGAUGAGACUACUAUUAUUGCUGGGGCACUUGAAUUGACUGAAAAGACAGCAAAAGAUGCCAUGACAUCAAUAUCAAAUGCAUUUUCCCUUGACCUGGAUGCAACUCUUGAUUUGGAGACACUCAAUGCUAUCAUGACGAAAGGCCAUAGUAGAGUUCCUGUUUAUUCUGGAGAUCCAAAAAAUAUAAUUGGACUAGUUUUGGUUAAAAAUCUAUUGACUGUUGACCCAGAAGAUAGAGUUUCCCUUAAAAAAAUGAUUAUUAGAAAAAUUCCACGGGUUUCUGAAGACAUGCCUCUUUAUGACAUUUUAAAUGAAUUUCAAAAGGGCCAUAGUCACAUUGCUGUGGUAUUCAAGAAACAUGGUCACCAAUCUGAAACAUUGCCCAAAAAAGACAUUGGUGUUAACUCUGGUGAUGCUGCUGCUGCUCAAAAUAUAGGGAUGAAAAUGGAAUCAGUUGAUGCUCAAACAGUAGCUGAAAAGGCUGGUGGCCUACAGACGAAGAAAAGUCCACCAGCUACUCCUGCUUUUAAGAAACGACACAGAGGUUGUUCAUUCUGUAUUUUAGAUGUUGAAAAUGCACCUCUUCCUGUCUUUCCACUUGGUGAAGAGGUGGUUGGUGUCAUUACUAUGGAGGAUGUGAUUGAAGAACUUCUUCAGGAGGAGAUACUAGACGAAACAGAUGAGUAUGUCAAUAUCCACAACAGAAUAAAAAUCAACAUGCAACCAUCUCCAGAAAAACUCAGCAUCAAUCAACCGCAGCUUUCCCCAAAUGUUAAUUUGUGACUGCAUUCUUACCAGCAAUGUCGGCCCUCGGAAGGUUUCACAGGGCGAUUUUGAAUUAGUUAUUGGCAGCUCUUGGCUAUCCUCUUCGCCAUGCCUUCAAUAGUCAGGUUUCUCUAUAACUUAUUUCCUUUAAUCUUGUAAGGGAAUUUAAACUAGAAAAAAGAAAAAGAAAAAAAAGGAAGCGUAAAUCUAGACAAGAAUUUAUUUCUAUGAUGGCAUAGCGAUGUACUUUCUAGAUGAUUGCAUUUUAAAAUUGCUCUUUGAUUGUUAUAUAGGAAUGAUAUGUAGUUAAAACUUCAAUCCAAAGCAAAUGUAUUAAUCAAGGGAGGGCACCAGAAAAUAGAUCCGUGCCAUGCUUAUUCCAAAAUGUCUCCACCUUACCAAUACAUGAUCUUCUUUUCUAUAUAUCUAAUGUUUUCUUUGUACCUAAACUUGAAGUUUA
This is a messenger RNA of Cucumis sativus (cucumber), 2093 nucleotides long. RefSeq names its product DUF21 domain-containing protein At1g47330. NCBI's taxonomy places the organism in Eukaryota, Viridiplantae, Streptophyta, Magnoliopsida, Cucurbitales, Cucurbitaceae. The record is from RefSeq and is a predicted model, not a curated record. Bases 302 to 1651 code for a protein of 449 amino acids. Gene Ontology annotation, cellular component: intracellular membrane-bounded organelle. The transcript is spliced from 12 exons. Gene Ontology annotation, biological process: magnesium ion homeostasis.